CUGUUAUACCCUCGAUCACGACUUCCCUCCACGGCGGCAUUUCGGUUAUCGCAGUAACAUGGACGAAACAACCCGUAUCCCUAUCGUGACCAAGCCUGCUUCCAUGAUGGAGGUUGGCCCAAACGGCAAUAACCUUGCAAGCGUUGCCGCUAGCCGGCACCCUGUCGAUGAUUUGCAGCGAAAAUUGGAUGUCAAUCCAUUCCAGAACCUAGAAUACGUGCGCCAUGUGUAUGGAUCAGGUCUUGCCAUGCGAUUGGCAACCGAACAAAAGGUUGCGUUGGAGCAGGAACGGGGUGCGGCGGGGCUUCCUAGCUCAGGACUUUACCGUGAUAUCGUCACAGGCAACGAUGUCAAGUUAGACUUUGCGGAUUUCUUAUCCCUACCAGAGUACCGACCGGAUGUUGCCACAAUUAGCCCACACGCCACGAUGGAACGCAGGCUGGGAAUGUAG
Phaeodactylum tricornutum CCAP 1055/1 is the source of this 451-nucleotide messenger RNA. RefSeq lists its product with no specific name. Lineage: Eukaryota; Bacillariophyta; Bacillariophyceae; Surirellales; Neidiaceae. Gene Ontology annotation, cellular component: nucleus; cytoplasm. Gene Ontology annotation, biological process: proteasome assembly. The record is from RefSeq and is a predicted model, not a curated record. The transcript has a single exon. The coding region runs from base 59 to 451 and encodes 130 amino acids.